UCGAGAACUGUCACUUUUUGCGGUUCUCUUCGUGCAUUCGUUUUGCUGAUGAAAUGUGCAUGGUGGAUUUGGCCAGCCAUCGUAAUCUGGAAUUUACCCGGUAAAUAUUACGCGUCGAGUGUUUGCUGCCGGUGAAUCAGUUUGCGGCCCGUCCCGUUAACCAGCUGGAAGUGGAAUUCGUGAGUUUAGUUUGGCGCAGUUCAGUGGGUGAGUGAGUGCGACGAUGGAAAACAUUACGGCGGAGGAUUUGCACCGGCUGCCGGAGACCAUCAACUUUCCGGCGGAAGAGGAAAAGGUCCUCAAGUACUGGAAGGACGAGAAGGUGUUCGAGGCGUGCCUGAAGCAGUCCAAGGGGAAGCCGAGGUACACCUUCUACGAUGGUCCGCCGUUCGCGACCGGGCUGCCCCACUACGGCCACAUCCUGGCCGGGACGGUCAAGGACAUUGUGACGCGGUACGCCCACCAGCAGGGUUACCACGUGGAGCGCCGCUUCGGCUGGGACUGCCACGGGCUGCCGGUCGAGUACGAGAUCGACAAGACGCUGAACAUCCGCGGGCCGGAGGACGUCGCCCGGAUGGGCAUCAAGGCGUACAAUGGGGAGUGCCGGAAGAUUGUGAUGCGGUACGCGAACGAGUGGGAGGAGAUCAUUGGGCGGAUGGGACGGUGGAUCGACUUUAAGAACGACUACAAGACGCUGUAUCCGUGGUACAUGGAGUCGAUCUGGUGGGUGUUUAAGCAGCUGUACGUGAAGGGGUUGGUUUAUCAGGGGGUAAAGGUGAUGCCGUACUCGACGGCGUGUACGACGGCGCUGAGUAACUUUGAAUCGGGGCAGAACUAUAAGGAGGUGACGGAUCCGGCGGUUUUUGUUUCGUUUCCGAUUGUGGGGGAUAAGGACGGGGCGGCGUUGGUUGGGUGGACGACGACGCCGUGGACGCUGCCGUCGAAUAUGGCGUGCUGCGUGCAUCCGGAUCUUGGGUACGCCAAGGUGAAGGAGCUGAAGACGGGGAAGGUGUACGUGAUGAUGGAGUGCCGCAUUGAGUCGAUGCUGAAGGGGCCGGAGAAUUACGAGAUUUUGGAGCGGUUUGCGGGAAGCAAGUUGGCUGGGGUUAAGUAUGAGCCGCUGUUUGAUUACUUCCGCAAGUAUGAGCAGGUCGCGUUCCGGGUGUUGGUUGAUGGGUACGUUACGGAGGAUUCCGGUACGGGAGUGGUUCACCAGGCGCCGUACUUUGGAGAGGACGAUUACCGCGUUUGUUUGGCGAAUGGCGUUAUUACGCGGGAUCAGGAGAUUGUUUGCCCGGUUGAUCCGAGCGGCAAGUUUGUCGAUCCGGUGAGCGAUUUCCAGGGCCAGUACGUCAAGGAUGCCGACAAGAACAUCAUCAAGAUGUUGAAGGAGAAGGGUCGGCUGGUGCUGGUGAGCCAGGUGAAGCACAACUAUCCGUUCUGCUGGCGGUCGGAUACGCCGUUGAUUUACCGUGCCGUUCCGUCGUGGUUCGUGCGGGUCGAGCACAUGACCAAGCAGCUGCUGGCGUGCAGUUCGCAGACGUACUGGGUUCCGGAGUACGUCAAGGAGAAGCGGUUCGGAAAUUGGCUUCGCGACGCCCGCGAUUGGGCCAUCAGCCGUAACCGGUACUGGGGAACUCCGAUUCCGCUGUGGAUGUCCGCCGACGGCCAGGAGCUGGUCUGCAUCGGCAGCAUCGAGGAGCUCGAGCGGCUGUCCGGCGUCAAGGUGGAAGACCUGCACCGCGAAAGCAUCGACCACAUCGAAAUUCCGUCGGCCGUGCCGGGAAAUCCCCCGUUGAAGCGCAUUUCCGAGGUGUUUGACUGCUGGUUCGAGUCCGGCUCGAUGCCGUUCGCCCAGAAUCACUACCCGUUCGAGAACGCCGCCGACUUCCUGACCAACAACUUCCCGGCGGACUUUAUCGCCGAGGGCAUCGAUCAGACGCGCGGUUGGUUCUACACGCUGCUCGUCAUCUCGACGGCCCUGUUCAACAAGCCCCCGUUCAAGAACCUGAACUGCACCGGACUGGUGCUGGCCGCCGACGGGCAGAAGAUGAGCAAGCGCAAGAAAAACUACCCGGACCCGAUGGAGGUGGUGCACAAGUACGGGGCGGACGCGCUGCGGCUGUACCUCAUCAAUUCGCCGGUUGUGCGCGCGGAGAAUUUGCGCUUCAAGGAGGACGGCGUCAAGGACAUCAUCAAGGACGUGUUUCUGCCGUGGUUCAACGCGUUCCGCUUCCUGCUGCAGAACAUUGAUCGGUUCGAGAAGGAGGACAAGGUUGUUUAUCGGUACGACGCGGCUCGUCACGCCAGCAAGCGCUCGACGAACGUGAUGGACGUGUGGAUAACGUCGUUCAAGGAGUCGCUGCUGGAGUUUGUGGCGAAGGAGAUGAAGGCGUACCAUUUGUACACGGUGGUGCCGCGGUUGACCAAGUUCAUCGAUCAGCUGACCAACUGGUACGUGCGCAUGAACCGGAAGCGCAUCAAGGGCGAGUUUGGCGUGGAGGAUUGCUACCACGCGCUGGACACGCUGUACGACGUGCUGAUGGCGAUGGUGCAGAUGAUGGCGCCGUUUACGCCGUACUUGACGGAGUUUAUGUUCCAGCGGUUGCGUCUGUUGAACGUGGAGAAGAUCGAGGGAAGUGUGCACUUCCAGAUGAUGCCUACUUCAAAUAGGAAGUACAUCAAUCUGCCGAUCGAGCGUGCCGUUUCUCGGAUGCAGGCCGUCGUCGAGUUGGGCCGCGUCAUGCGCGAUCGUAGAACCGUCCCCAUCAAGUACCCGUUGACGGAGGUCAUCGUCAUCCACCAGAGCAAGGAAUACCUCGACGACAUCAAGUCCCUCGAGAACUUUAUCCUCGGCGAGCUGAACGUGCGCAGCAUCACACUCAGCUCGGACAAGCAAAAGUACGGCGUCAAGCUGCGGGCCGAACCGGACCACAAAGUCCUCGGAAUGCGCCUCAAGAACGACUUCAAGCAGGUCAUCCAAGCGGUAAAAGCCCUCACCGACGCCCAAAUCGCCGAACAGCUCAAGGCGGGCUUCUUCACCGUGCUCGGCCAUCGCAUCGAGCUGAACGAACUUCGCCUCAUCUACCAGUUUGACGAGCAACAGGCCGGCGGCCAAAACUACGAAGCGCACAGCGACAACGACGUGCUCGUCCUGCUCGACAUGACCCCCAACGAGGAACUCAUGAAGGAGGGCGUCGCCCGCGAAAUCAUCAACCGCAUCCAAAAGCUCAAAAAGAAGGCCAAACUCAUCCCAACCGACCCCGUUCUCAUCUACUACACCGUCAGCAAGCCCGGUGAGAUCAAGAGCGUCGCCGAAAGCCACCAGGAGUUCAUCGUCAACACCGUCAAGUCCCCCUUCUUACCGUACAGCCCCGAAGCGGCCGCCAAGCGCGUCCUCAUCGAAGAAUCCCAAGAGCUCAAAGGCAUCCAACUGAACCUCGUAAUCUGCACCCCCGAAGACCGCCCCAUCCCCGCCUCCCCCUGGAUCAACCUCGUCCUAGACGACAAAAUCACCCCGCGCUACCAGCAAACCCCCUCCCGCUCCGCCACCAUCCUCCUCACCUCCCCCUCAAACCAACAGCUCACCCUCGAACGUCUGCACCAGGAAAUCCACACCCUGUUCGGCCUCAACGACCAAACCUACAACAUCCUAACCGACGACGGAAAACCCCUGACCACCAUAAACGCCGCCGCCCUCAACCAGCGAACCCUGUUCAUCACCCGUGGAACGACCCUGCCGCCAACUCCCGGAGGGUGGAAGCCACCGAAGGCGCCGCUCAGCGCGUUCCGCAACGUCGAGUACCGGGGAGCGAAAACGACGCUGCUCGAGGAGAACCCCGUCGGAGUGAAGCUGGACGUGGCCCGCGUCGUGCAGAGCGUGCUGCCCGACAUUAAGAACUUGAAGUUGAAGUGAAAAAAGUGCGUUACGUUUUUUUAAUUGUGCAUGGCGAUGAAUUUGAUUCAGUACACAUAACAGUGAACUUUUGUGCUUUGUUGAAAUAAAAUUUCUAGCUUUAGUCCCUGUCCUUGUGUGAAGCAAGAAAUAACAA
Molecule: messenger RNA, 4052 nt
Organism: Culex pipiens pallens (northern house mosquito)
Lineage: Eukaryota; Metazoa; Arthropoda; Insecta; Diptera; Culicidae
Gene: IleRS
Product: isoleucine--tRNA ligase, cytoplasmic
Exons: 3
Coding region: 224-3916 (1230 amino acids)
Biological process (GO): isoleucyl-tRNA aminoacylation
Molecular function (GO): aminoacyl-tRNA deacylase activity; isoleucine-tRNA ligase activity; ATP binding
Source: RefSeq, a predicted model, not a curated record